CGGUCCAGAGCGGCCCUCGGGGUUUUGACGUCGCACCGUCGCUGGGUUGGCCGGCUCCCCGCGGGGCUGUGGUUCCAGCUUCGCCAGGCCCGGGCAGGCGCCGGGGCCCGGUACCCUGGGGGCUGCCGGCCCGCUCUUCGGGGUCCUGCUCGCUCAUCACCUCUCGCACAUCCCCAGUAGGGAAGGUCGGGGAAAUACCGUCUCCGGCUUUCCGCGGCGGCUGUGUCCUCGAGGAAAGGGGGUCGGGGGCAGGGUCCUUGUGACGGAAGCCCCUGCUGAGCUCCUCGGUGACCUUGGCAGGCCCGAGGGGCCCGCGCGCCUCUCCCUCCCCCGCCCGUCCCCGCUCGCCGACGUCUGUAGGUUUCCGCGUCCGCGCCCGGCCGGAGGCAGUGACCUGGCCUGGCUUUGAGCCCGGCUUCGUGCCGUCGAGGACCUCGGUGUAGUUGAACUCUCACAGCUUUUUCUAGCCCGGCUUUGGGCACUUGUUCGUGGGUGUGCGUUUCUGUUUUCCUCUAAAUGUUCCCAGGAGGCUUCUCAACAGGUGUCAGCUCCCCAGAGGCCUGCGUGUCUGCGUGGCAGUGGAAGGAGCCUCUCCUGCUUCCCCUUCUGACUGCCUGGGAUUCGAGGCCCAGGAGAAACAGCAGAGAUGUCCAACGAGCCACCCCCUCCUUAUCCUGGAGGCCCCACGGCCCCCCUUCUGGAGGAGAAGAGUGGAGCCCCACCUACCCCAGGCCGCACCUCCCCAGCUGUGAUGCAGCCCCCACCAGGCAUGUCGAUGCCCCCCGCAGACAUCGGUCCCCCACCCUAUGAGCCACCAGGUCACGCGAUGCCUCAGCCCGGCUUCAUCCCCCCGCACAUGAAUGCAGACGGCACGUACAUGCCUCCAGGUUUCUACCCUCCUCCAGGCCCCCACCCACCCAUGGGCUACUAUCCACCAGGGCCCUAUCCGCCAGGGCCCUAUCCUGGCCCUGGGGGCCACACUGCCACAGUCCUAGUUCCUUCAGGGGCCGCCACCACGGUGACGGUGCUGCAGGGAGAGAUCUUUGAAGGUGCGCCUGUACAGACGGUAUGUCCCCACUGCCAGCAGGCCAUCACCACCAAGAUCUCCUAUGAGAUUGGCCUGAUGAACUUUGUGCUGGGCUUCUUCUGCUGCUUCAUGGGGUGUGAUCUGGGCUGCUGCUUGAUCCCUUGCCUCAUCAACGAUUUCAAGGAUGUGACGCACACGUGCCCCAGCUGCAAAGCCUACAUCUACACGUACAAGCGCCUGUGCUAACGGAGCCGGGACUGGACUCCCUGCUGUCAGUCUGGCCCCCUGUGCUUCUGCUCCCCUUGCUCAGUGGCUCGCUUCCCCGCUCCCAUUUGGGGAUGGAAGCCGUUCCACCGGUCCCCUGGAAGUCCUGUCCUUUUUGGCUUGCCCUUCCCUGAGCAUCUGACUCUUCGGCAAAAAUUCUGUUGGAUUUAAGGCCAAGGGUCAGCGAGUGGCAGGGGGAUGGCACUGAGCCGCAUGUUGCUGGUUUGCCUGGUGUUUGUGAUGAGGAAGAUAAACUGGGAAGGGUCUCCUCGCACAGUCUCCCUGCUGGGGUCUCUCUCAUUCCUCUUCUGUACAAAGUAUAGAUUUGGUCCUGACUCUCCCUGGGACCAAAAGCAACCAGAGCAGAACUGGGGCCUGCACUGGGGCUGUAUCUGUAGCCACGGUUAUUUCUGAUCUGCUGGGCUGAGAGAGGGGGAGUGGACCCAAGCAGGACAGGGACAUAAGGCCUGGCUCUGUUUUGGGGUGCCAGAGGUGGGCAUGAGUAUUAGAAGGAAUGACUCUGGCCCUCAGAACUCAGAAACUCAACACCUUUUCCAAGUGCCCAGGAGUCACCUGGGGUAAGGUAGAGAGGUUAGCACACCUGCAAGUAACAGG
Acinonyx jubatus (cheetah) is the source of this 1906-nucleotide messenger RNA. RefSeq names its product cell death inducing p53 target 1 (gene CDIP1). Lineage: Eukaryota; Metazoa; Chordata; Mammalia; Carnivora; Felidae. Gene Ontology annotation, molecular function: zinc ion binding. The transcript has 6 exons. Bases 647 to 1273 code for a protein of 208 amino acids. Gene Ontology annotation, biological process: tumor necrosis factor-mediated signaling pathway; intrinsic apoptotic signaling pathway in response to DNA damage by p53 class mediator. The record is from RefSeq and is a predicted model, not a curated record.